UGCUUCUCUUCUCCAGCUGUCAGUCUGUGCUGCCGCCUCAACAUUCUGCUUUUCUGUCAGUGUUUACGGGCUAGGGAGUAUCUAAUAAAGGCGUCGUUUGUCAAAAUGCCCAAAGGAGGUAAGAAAGGUGGCCACAAGGGUCGCGUGCGGACGUACACAAGCCCAGAGGAGAUAGAUGCCCAGAUGAAGGCAGAGAAGGAGAGGAAAAAGCAAGAACAGGAAGCAGCGGAGGCCGAGGGCGCAGCUCAGAAUGACGCGGCAGAAGAGAAGCUACCGGCGUCCGGAUCGGAUGACAGCGACGAUGAAAAUUCCCUGAGGAGGAGAGCUGGUGUGGAGGGCUUGAUAGAAAUCGAGAAUCCCAACAGAGUGGCUCAGAAGUCCAAGAAGGUGACGCAGAUCGAGCUGGAGGAGCCCCGGCAGUUAUCGAGGAGGGAGAGAGAAGAGAUCGAGAAGCAGAAGGCGAAGGAGCGCUACAUGAAGAUGCACCUGGCGGGAAAGACGGACCAGGCCAAAGCCGACCUCGCUCGCCUCGCCAUCAUCAGGAAACAGAGAGAGGAGGCAGCAAAGAAGAAAGAAGAAGAGAAAAAAGCAAAAGAAGCGGCGGCAGCAGCGGCGAGAGGAGUGAACUCCCUCUCACUCAAAUGAUGCAGAGUAUUUAUCAGAAGCACUUUCACUCGUUCAUGGACUGGCGCAAUACAUAUUUGACUAUUUUUAAAGGAAGAUCUAUGAAGAGUUUUUGACGUUACUGUAACACACGGCCACUGGGAGAACGGUCGAGGAGGCACCGGUGGAUGAAGGUUGUGUAUAUUUAAAUUAACGGCCUUUCAGAAGGUAAAGCUACAUUUGAGAAAACUUCGGUCUUCAUGUACACUUGGAUUGAACCUCUUGAUAUUAACUAUGGUCUACUUAUCAAUGUACAAUUCCAACUUUGCUAACUGAGCUUUGCCACUAUGGUUUCUUUUGUUUGUUUUUGUUGGGGGGGAUCUUACCUUGUACAUAACUGACUCGUGAAGAUAUUUCAGAUUAACAUGAUGAAACCAGUGAAACAUGUCUGUUCAUUUCUUUGAUACAUGUGAGACACCUGUGAUGUGGUUUUAUAACAAGCUUCCCCGACCUCAGAGUCCACACUGGUUCCACUGAUCUGGAAAUGAAAUGAGUCAGAUGUUUACUUUGGAAAUGUGGAACUGAAUUGGAAGAGAAUUUACGGGGAUAUAUAUAUAUAUAUAUAUAAAAUAAUAUAUUUGAACAGGAAUGUCACUCAAAGUAUUUUUGAGAUUAAAGUAAUGUGAUGGAAAGAGGGACGGGACAUGACCUCAGCAUUUCUGAAAUCCUGAUGGCUUAAUAAAAGAUUCUAAAUGUGUCCUAGUGCCCGAACUUGGUACACAACAUGAAACAAAUCUGCAAA
Messenger RNA from Stegastes partitus (bicolor damselfish), 1405 nucleotides. RefSeq names its product pdgfa associated protein 1b (gene pdap1b). The record is from RefSeq and is a predicted model, not a curated record. The transcript is spliced from 8 exons. Lineage: Eukaryota; Metazoa; Chordata; Actinopteri; Pomacentridae. Bases 106 to 645 code for a protein of 179 amino acids.